Molecule: messenger RNA, 5541 nt
Organism: Microcebus murinus (gray mouse lemur)
Lineage: Eukaryota; Metazoa; Chordata; Mammalia; Primates; Cheirogaleidae
Source: RefSeq, a predicted model, not a curated record
UGUGUGAAAACUUCUUUGGGCCUCAUAAACAACCACAGAACCACAAGUUGGGUAGCCUGGCAGUGUCAGAAGUCUGAGCCUGGCAUAGUGGUCAGCAGGCAGGACGAAUCACACUGAAUGCAAACCACAGGGUUUCGCAGAGUGGUAAGCAUCAGCAAUCCUCUUCUUAGGUGCCGCUGCUUGUUUUUUAUUUUUUUUUUUUUUUUUUUUUUUCCUUAAUCUUUAACAAUUUGAAUAUUUGUUUUCACUAAGGUAAAAGAAAUCAUUGAGUCCCCCGCCUUCAGAAGAGGGUGCCUUUUCGGGAGGAAGCGAUGGCUUCAGACAGCAUAUUUGAGUCAUUUCCUUCGUACCCACAGUGCUUCAUGAGAGAUGCCAGCACGAGCCGCCGCUUCACGCCGCCUUCCACCGCGCUGAGCCCGGGCAAGAUGAGCGAGGCGCUGCCGCUGGGCGCCCCGGACGCCGGCGCCGCCCUGGCCGGCAAGCUGAGGAGCGGCGACCGCAGCAUGGUGGAGGUGCUGGCCGACCACCCCGGCGAGCUGGUGCGCACCGACAGCCCCAACUUCCUCUGCUCCGUGCUGCCUACGCACUGGCGCUGCAACAAGACCCUGCCCAUCGCUUUCAAGGUGGUGGCUCUUGGGGACGUUCCUGAUGGCACUCUGGUCACUGUGAUGGCCGGCAACGAUGAGAACUAUUCCGCCGAGCUGAGAAAUGCUACCGCGGCCAUGAAGAACCAAGUCGCAAGAUUCAAUGACCUCAGGUUUGUCGGUCGAAGUGGAAGAGGGAAGAGCUUCACUCUGACCAUCACCGUCUUCACGAACCCACCACAAGUCGCCACCUACCACAGAGCCAUCAAAAUCACAGUGGAUGGGCCCCGAGAACCUCGAAGACAUCGGCAGAAACUAGAUGAUCAGACCAAGCCUGGGAGCUUGUCCUUUUCCGAGCGGCUCAGUGAACUGGAGCAGCUGCGGCGCACAGCCAUGAGGGCCAGCCCACACCACCCAGCCCCCACGCCCAACCCUCGCGCCUCCAUUAGCCACUCCACUGCCUUUAACCCUCAGCCUCAGAGUCAGAUGCAGGAUACAAGGCAGAUCCAGCCAUCCCCACCAUGGUCCUAUGAUCAAUCCUACCAGUACCUGGGAUCAAUCGCCUCUCCUUCCGUGCACCCAGCAACACCCAUCUCACCUGGACGUGCCAGUGGCAUGACAACCCUUUCUGCAGAACUUUCCAGUCGACUCUCAACCGCGCCAGACCUGACGGCCUUCGGCGACCCGCGCCAGUUCCCCGCGCUGCCCUCCAUCUCAGACCCUCGCAUGCACUACCCCGGCGCCUUCACCUACUCCCCGACGCCCGUCACCUCGGGCAUCGGCAUCGGCAUGUCGGCCAUGAGCUCGGCCACGCGCUACCACACGUACCUGCCGCCGCCUUACCCCGGCUCGUCGCAGGCGCAGGGCGGCCCCUUCCAGGCCAGCUCGCCCUACCUGUACUACGGCGCCUCGGCCGGCUCCUACCAGUUCUCCAUGGUGGGCGGCGAGCGCUCGCCGCCGCGCAUCCUGCCGCCCUGCACCAACGCCUCCACGGGCUCGGCGCUGCUCAACCCCAGCCUCCCGAACCAGAGCGACGUGGUGGAGGCCGAGGGCAGCCACAGCAACUCGCCCACCAACAUGGCGCCCGCCGCGCGCCUCGAGGAGGCCGUGUGGCGGCCCUACUGAGGGGCGGCGCGGGGCCUCGCCCGGCAGCAGCGGCGUCUUCGCCCGACGGGCCGGCCCUUGCCGCCUGACGUCGUGGAAGAGCCUCCUUCGCCCGCCUGCCGGGCCGAGCCGUCUGUUACCGAGAAGCCCCCCUGGGCCCGGCCGCGGGGCGAGCGCGCCUGCCGUCCUGCCCGGGAUCUCGCACCCGGCCGGCCUCGGGCAGCCUCCUGCGCCUCCGAAGCCCGUGCAGUUCGCUAUCGCUGUUGGCCCGUCGCAGAUUUUUCGAACCUGACGCAACUUGAGGGUGUCCGCUAACCACCACCAUGUGGACACGUUGUAAAAAGCAAACAGGAAGAUUCCCAGAGGGAAACUGUGAAUGCUUCUGAUUUAGCAAUGCUGUGAAUAAAAGAAAGAUUUUAUACCCUUGACUUCACUUUUUAACCAAGUUGUUUAUUCCAAAGAGUGUGGAAUUUGAGUUGGGGGGGAAAUGCAACUCAUCCUGUUUGGCAUCUAAUUCUUAUUUUUUUAAUUUUUCUUUUCCGCACCUUAUAAAUUGCAAAAUGCAUAUUUGCAUUUGGGUGGUUUUUAUUUUUAUAUAUCUAUAUAAAUUUGAGCUUGCUUCUUUCUUGCUUUGACAGUUGAAAGAAAUAUGAUUCCCUUUUCUGUAAGUUUUAUUUAACUUUUGGACUUUUGUGUAGUUGUUUUUUUUGAGAAACAUCUACAGCUUUGGGUCAUUUUUAACUACUGUAUUCCCACAAGGAAUCCCUAGAUAUUUAUGUAUCUUGAUGUUCAGACAUUUACUAAUGUGUUGAUACUUUUUUAAUUAUUUAAAUGUACUUAUAUUAAGGAGAAAAAUAUCAAGUACUACAUUUUGUUUUGUUUUUUGAUAGUAGCCAAAGUUAAAUGUAUCACAUUGAAGAAGGCUGGAAAAAAAUGAUGGUUAAUGUGAUCACUUGGUUAUCUAGAAGUAUUGUUUACAUUAAACUCCCUUUCAUGUUAAACAAGUUGGUAGCUAAUGCAGCAAUGUUUUUAACAGGAUUUUUUAGGCACUGAGGGUCACUCAGAGGAUCAAAAGUAUGGAAUUUUCUGCCAGGCUCAACAAAGAGUCUCAUAUCUGGCUCCCUCUGUUCAGAGAAGGUCAAAUCUGGUCCCAAAGGGUUCAGACAGGUGCCAAUGAUUACACCUUUGGAGAGGAUUUAAUUUCUGCCUAGGGAUUUGCUCACUCCAUGGCCUUCUGAUGAUUUCACAUAGGCUUUACAACAGAACACAUCCAAAGUAAACUGUGUGGAAAGGUAUCAUUUACAUAAAAAGCAAAUGAAUGAAUUUAGGGGCCCACCAGAAGCAGGCCUGGAGCAGCCAAUUCUCUCAGUAUGCCUCAGUGGAGUCACUUGGGAGAACAUCAUCCUACCUGUGCAGGACCCCAAUCCAUGCUGCUCACUCACCACCAUCUUUGUGUUGCUUUCACCAGGCUGAGACCCUACCCUGUGGGGUGUGUGCACUUUCACCUGUGCACCAGCAUGACAGGAAAGAUUCGUGUCACUGCUGUCCAUGGCUACGAUUCAAAGGUAUCCAAUGUCACUGUAAAUUUUAUGGCACUAUUUUUAUUGGAGGAUUUGGUCAGAAUGCAGUUGUUGUACAACUCAUAAAUACUAACUGCUGAUUUUGACAUAUGUGUGCUCAAAAUGAUCUGGUUGUUAUUUAAUGUACCUCUUAAAAUUAGUUGAAACAAUUUCAGAUCAACUCUGAAGAGUAUUUGAAAGCAGGACUUCAGAACAGUGUUUGAUUUUUAUUUUAUAAAUUUAAGCAUUCAAAUUAGACAAAUCUUUGGCUGCAGGCAGCAAAACAGCUGGACUUAUUUAAAACAACUUGUUUUUUAGUUUUCUUAUAUAUAUAUUGAUUAUUUGUUUUACACAGAUGCAGUAGCACUUUGGUAAGAGUUAAAGAAUAAAGCAGCUUGUGUUGUCAGGUCGUUCUUAUAUAGGGAAGAGCUAUAGUAGAUCUUGGAGAAACUCAGAAUAUAUUCAUUUUCAUUUGAGACAUAGCUCCCUCCACAGUUCAGUUUCAUACAUUAUUCCAUAUUACAUUUUUGCAGCUGGAUUACCAUCAAAUGUCAGAAAACUUAAAAAUUUAAUUUCUGAAAAGGAUCAUUAGCCCAUUUCCCCCAAAAUGAACUUAAAUGUUCUUUUCAGCACACGUUGCCAUAUCUGACCUGAGAAAAUGCUGGGGGAAAAUGAAGGAAAACACUUAACAUUUUUCAGUUCAAUUCUGGUACAUAAAGAUAAUCCCACUCAAAACCAGCCUACCACCCCCACAAGGGGAAUCAGAUAAUCUCUCACAUUGAACCUUCACUCUUAAAGCUGUGUAUGGGUAGGGCUGGUCACUUUGUUGUGGACUCACUGGUUUGGUCAUUCAGAGCUUCACAGACUCUUACCAGCAUAUAUAGUAUUUAAUUUUUUCAGAAAAAAAAAUCAAACCUUAGUUAUUUUGGAGAUAGGUUUCAACUCUUUUUUUUUUUUUUUUUUCCUGAGGCAUUGCCUCCAUUGCCUUCAGGUGAAUGAAGGUGUCUUUUUAGUCAUUGCCUUCAGGUAUAGUAAGGUAUUAGUGAGACACUUAAAGCCAAUCCUGUGAUAAUCGGAUGUAUCUGGGAGCUUUGGUUCAGGACAAGAAAGAUUGAAUAAGCUAUUUCUACUGCUUAUUCAUGCCCUUAUUUACGAUUUCAACAUGGACACAUAUUUCAGUUCUUUCUGUUUUUCUCAAUAUCUGAAAAUAAAUUUCUCCCUCGCUGCCCCCCAGUAUCUCUUUCUCUCUCCUCUCCCUCCUCCAUACCCCCACUUCCAUUCCCUCCUCCACUCUCCCACAUUCUCUUAAGGAGAUAGCACACACCCCCAUCCCAGUACCAAAUGUCCACAACACAAGGAGAUCCAGUUCUUCUCCCUUUACAUAAAGGAACAUGGUGAGUCAGCCUUCUCCUGUUUAUGGGUUUCUUCCAGCAGAACAGAGACAUUGCCAACCAUUUUGGAUCUGCUUGCUGUCCAAAUGCAGCAACAAAAACCUUCCUGGGCAAAUUACAAUAGUGAGUAAAUCGCCUUUCUGCUGCCUAGGGUUUCCAUGUAGACAAACAGAAAUGCUCUGAUUAGAAAGGAAAUGAAUGGUUUCACUCAAAUGCCCUGCAAUUUAGGAUUGCAGAUUUCUGUCUUGAAAUGCCUGUUUCCUUGGGACAUUCCGUCCUGGUGAUUUUUUAUUUUUGGUGGUUUUUAUUUCUGGGGGCAAUGACAUGUUUGGGGGUCUUUUAUACAUGAAAAUUGGUUUGUCAAUAAUCUCAGAAAACUUUUUUUUACAUCUGAACAAAAUGCUUUUUUGUUUACCCUAACAUAUACAUUUGUUUGGGUUUUUUGUUUGUUGGGAAUUUUUUCCUCCCUUUUAGCCAGGUCAGUAUUGAUAAGGCUGAUCAUUUGGCUAUUUUUUUCCUUCCAGAAGAGUUGCAUCAACAAAGUUAAUUGUAUUUAUGUAUGUAAAUAGAUUUUAAGCUUCAUUAUAAAAUAUUGUUAAUGCCUAUAAUAACUUUUUUCAAUUUUUUGUGUGUGUUUCUAAGGACAUUUCCUUAUGUUUGCUACAUACUGUAGAAAAAAAUGCUUCUUUUUACUUUGUUUAUUUUAGACUUAAACACAAGCUACUUACUCAUUUUUGUAAACAGCUAAUAGCAUGGUUCCAAUUUUUUUUUUUAAAGUUCACUUUUUGUUCUAGGAGAAAUGAAUGUGCAAAAACCAAAAAGAAUUGUUGGUUAUUUGUGUUAUUCUGGAUGUGUAAAAAUCAAUGGAAAAAAUAAACUUCCAAAUUGACAAUGAAAUGACAA